Messenger RNA from Anopheles stephensi (Asian malaria mosquito), 6432 nucleotides. RefSeq lists its product as uncharacterized. The coding region runs from base 120 to 6344 and encodes 2074 amino acids. Gene Ontology annotation, biological process: maturation of 5.8S rRNA from tricistronic rRNA transcript (SSU-rRNA, 5.8S rRNA, LSU-rRNA); maturation of LSU-rRNA from tricistronic rRNA transcript (SSU-rRNA, 5.8S rRNA, LSU-rRNA). The transcript has 2 exons. NCBI's taxonomy places the organism in Eukaryota, Metazoa, Arthropoda, Insecta, Diptera, Culicidae. The record is from RefSeq and is a predicted model, not a curated record. Gene Ontology annotation, cellular component: nucleolus.
GUUUGUUUUGAACUGGAACCGCGUGGUUGUGGUGUGGUGUGGAUUUCAGCCAAGUUCAGCAGUACUGAACGGCAAAGUGGCCUCUAAUUCAUUGAACCGGUGUUACCAUUUUCAGAAAAAUGGCUACAGAAAUAGUGAAACGUAGCUUAGAACCGAACGGUGAUGAGUGUCCCGUGGUACAGAAGAAACCGAAACCGAGCAAUGGAACGAAUGGAACGCAGCAUCCGAAGGGCAGGCCCGUGUCGCAAGCUUUCAGGAAACGCAAACCUGAAGGAUAUGUGGAACCGACGGAAGAGGAGAGAAGGAUUAACAAAAUCGCUGAAUACUUCCGCCAGGAGAUACAAACCGGGGCGAUGCCGAUUCGUGCGAUUCGGCACUUUCUGCAGGCAGCGUACGAGGAUUCGGACGUUGUAAAGCACUACAUUCAGUGCGGUGGUACGUUUAAACCGCUGCUGACCGUUCUUGCAUCGUGCGAGAAGGAAAAGCUGAACGACAUUGGGGACGUGCUGCAUCUGAUACAGCUGGUACUGUUGAUGAGUUUGGAUUUCGACGAAACGCACCUCACGUAUGCCACCAAGUGCAUACGGGCCAUCAUGACCAACUAUCAGACGGUGCUUUGCAGUUUGCUGCAGGAUAAGGGUGCAUAUGCAAUGUCGUGCAAAGCAGCGGCACUCGGUUUUCUGAAGGCGGUCCUGCUGGUGGAUGGUCAAACGUACUGGCGCGAUGUGUUGCGGUUGAUAGACAGCGCCAGUUCAAAGCUGAGCAUGGUCGGGUAUCAUGAAACGCUCAGACUGCCCGAGGACUUCAUCGGCCACUCGUUGCGGACGGUAUUUAUCGAGUUUAAUCUAGCCUUUCUGAUCGACACACCAACCCAGCUGGUGCGUGUGUGGCUGACACGCCACUCGUUGUUUUUUCCGCUGGUGGUAAACCUCGUGUACGACAAUCGAGCGAACGUGAUACUUAUUAUGAAGACGCUGCGCAAGUACGUGCUCGACAAUCCGGAAAUCGACAAAUACAUCUACCGUACCGCCUUUUCGACCGACAUUCUGAAAGCGCUGGUCAACCUGUAUGAGUGGGUCGGUCCAGCGAAGGAGAAAAUCAAGCCGGGAGACAAACAGCAAGUGUUGGACGCUGCUGAAGAAUGUGUCCUGCCGCUGCUAACCUCGAGACGCUGCUUCUUGGCACCGAAAUCGAUUGAUCUAGAGCGGGCUAGUCCACGGUACCGUCAGCUGCUGCAGGAGUUAAAACAGUCCUACCCGGAGCCACACCAAAGCCGCCUGGUGUUGGGUAUGCUGGGAAUCUGUCCCGAAGUGCUGCCGGUAACGCUCGACAUGUACGGGAGUAUGUACAAGAAGUCGGAAGAAUUCCGUGAAAUGCUGAAGCAAAUACUGGUCCUGCACAAACCGAGCGAACUGAUUCCGAAGCUCGAAAAGUCCGUCACCUCCAAAGCUGUGUCGAGCUUCGUGGUGCAAAGCACGCUACCGCGCACGGUGCUCGAACACAUCGGAUCGUCGCUGGACACCGAGCGCGACGUUCCGCACUGCUUCGAGUUCCUCAAGCUGAUGGUAACCCGCCUCGAGGAGUAUCUGCAGGUGAUCGAACGUUCCGGGCUGUUGGAUCAGUUCGGCGUGAAAAAGGUGAAGCUCGAUGCGCUCAACAAGGUCAUCACAAUGUUUCCCAGCGUGGAUCGUAUUUUAAGCGCGAUGAUGUUAUAUCGCGAUAAUAUGGCGCUAGAAAACCGCGAGGUAGCACUCGAGCAUGCGAUGGACAUUUUGCUCGUCUGCAUUCGCUCGUUCCGUGCCUACAUCGAAGCUUCCACGUUUAUGACCACCUUCCGGGACAUUCUGCUGAAGCCGGCCUACGAGUCACCGGAGGAUGAGCAGCGCUUUAUGAACUAUGAGCUUAAAGCGAUAAAGGUCAUCAUCCAGCUCGAACCGCAGAGCGUUUCGUUCACUUCCGAGCUGUUCCCGUCCGUGCUGUCGCUGCUGACCAAAGCGUACCUAAACGGCACGCCGGAGGUGCGGCUCGAUGCAACCGAACAGCUGCAGAAACUGUUCCGCAACACGGCACUGUUCGGCAAUCGCGGUACGGAGAUCGAGUUCUGGUUUCAGGCAAUGCGUGACUUGGAUUCGAAAACGCAGAUUUCCGAACUGCUUUACUUUCUGAUCAUGCAGAUACAGGAGGUGGUGGAAAAGAUUGGACAGAAGAAGAAGCACACCGGCGUCAGUAAGUCCCUCGCUGGCGGCUCAAAUGAUGAAGCGCUCGAUUUCGGCACAUCCCUGGGGAAAAACGAACUGAGCGCUCUUUUCGCGCGUGUCGAGCGAGAAACAGACGCGCCGGUUGCGACAGCCGCCGCAUCGGAAGCACUGCUAGACGCACAGGUCGAGCGACCCGUGGCGGACAAUUUCUUCACGCACAUUUUCGCCGACACCACCAACCGGCCGGUAUAUUUGCGCCCCUAUUUCGACGGGGUGGUGCUACUCUACCUGCAUUACGCGCCCCACCCGGAAAUCAUUUAUCGAAUGCUAAACAACGAAAAUGUAUCGCUAUUUGUGCGCAAAUACGCAGCCGGUUGGCUGGCGGGGAAAGAGUUGGCGCUGCAAACAGUUAGCAAUCCCCUGCUUUGUUCGCUUAGCGUCGCGCUCGUUGGCAAGCAGCAGAACGCCAAUCUUUACAAUCGGUUCGAGAGCAUGAGCAAAGAGGUGCGUGUUACCAUGCUGGAUGCGUUCCACCUGACGCUGUUCUGCUUUAGCCGCUGGGUAGCAUCCGGUAAGCUCGUGCAGGACCAUGUGGAUACGCUGCGCUAUUACCGGCAGCUGUUCCUGAACCGCCUGCUUGCACCGGGCGUACUGUCGGAGCGGGAUGUGGGCGAGCUGAUGGAGGGAUUGUUCCUGCGCCGUCCAGUCAUCUUUCAGCACUUCUCCAUCGUGAAGCGGCCGCAAGACUUUUUGCGCCGCCAGGUGUCCGAGUUUGUGUACGAGCUGAUGGAGCUGAUGCACCGGCUGCCACAGUUUGAACACUACACCGAACUUUACUCGAACAAGAUUCUUACCCAGCUGAUGGCAGUUUCGGCCGACGGGGGCGAUGUUGUGCAGCUGGAUGUGGAGCUGGCCGAGAAGCUGUUGGGCAUUUUCGAGCUUAACGAGCGUCACUGUGCAACACUGCUGCGGCAUUACGCGAAGCUCCCGGCGGAAGUGUUUGUGGUGGGAAAUCAGCGAACGUUUCACUACCAGCAGCUGUGUUUCACCAUGCAGCAGCUAAUCGCGCGAAACCGCUGCCGGCAGGAAUAUUUCAUCCCAGCGGAAGCUGUCCGUGGCCUGGUACGAAUUUACAUCGAAUGCGAUCGCGGCAAGGAAAGUGGCAGCGAGACGGUUGAGUUGGAAGAGCUGGAGAAGGCUCUGCUCGACUACUUUACCAUGUUCCCGCACAGCAUUGCCCACGUCGAGCCGGAGCUGAUGCGCGUUUUCUUCGAAAGCGAUCGACGAAUCGGCAAAAUGACCAUCAAGCUUGCAGCGUUCUUGCUCGCACGCAGUUCCCACUUUCACGGGCCCUUCCUGGAGCUGGUUGGUCCGCAUGCGGCCAAGAAAGAGUUGGUCUAUCCGUUGCUGAACGUUGCCUUCCGCAGAGGCAUCAUUACGGAGGCAAGCGCCGAGGAGAAGGACAUCAAAAGCUUGCUGGCCCAGAUUUACGCCGAGUACAAAGGUCCCAUUCUCAAGAUGCUGGAAAAGCCCAACAAAGCGGCAGUGAUUUAUCGUGAGAAUGUACUGGCCAGCGAGCAGCUCGUACGGCUCUGCAUGCCACGCAACGAGUGUGUUGAUUUUGCGCGCAAAAAGCUUCGCAUUGAGGCCGUGGAAUCGUUCCAGCUGCGCGUGCUGAUGGAGAUUUACGGAGUAGCGCUGAAGACGCUCGGCACCGGUGCAAACGCACCGACCCUGCAGCCGGUCUUCUGCAACGGGUUCGGUGUACUGUUGCAGUGUUUUGAGGCACUCUUUAAAUCGAUCUCGUCCGCGAACUAUUUACUGCAGCAGGAGGUGCAGAUGCAGCGGCUGAAUGAGCUGGUGCUGGUGACCUAUCGGUGGGCAUCGCAAGCUGCGGCUCGGAACCGCACCAAGGGCGCCUCGAUGUCGUUCGAGUCCGUUGCGAAGACCUCCCAGUGGACGGCGUUUUGCAAGAGCUGUCUAAAGUUCGGCCUGGAGACGGUACGGUGUGGCGAUAACGAUCGUCGGUUCGAUGACCGGUUGCAUGUGCUGCUGAAGCUGAUGGCAGUUUUGGUGGAUCUGUUUUACGUGGAUGGCGAGAAGGAGCAGGCCGAUAUUGGGCGGUGCUACGAGUGGAUUUUAUCUCACUCAAACUUUCUUCGCGUGCUGCUGCUGCAGUACCAGUACAAACCGAAAACGGCUUUGGUGCAGCUGAUGUUCGCGCUCGCACGCAAAAAUCCAUCCGUAGUGAGCGACAAGCAUGUGCCACUGCUGCUAGGAGCGUACGGUGCCACACUAACCGAUGCUAACCAGUACAUUCUGGCGCUGCUACAGCACUACGAACGAUCCGGCGUGCAGAUGCACGAAUUUCGACCGUUUCUAUGGGGUGAAACCGCCAUCAAACAUUACUCCCUAGAGAUGGAGACCACGGCACCGGUAAAAAGCGAUGAAACGAACCAUGAGUCUGCUGCUCGUGGCUCGUUCCGCACGCACGUUUCGGAAAUUUUUGACUUGCUGGUGGAAGAUAAGGUGGUUAACAUGAUAGAAAACUUCCCCGUUUGGCGAAAGCUCGACGCGUGUUCGCAGCUGCCGGAGACAAACUUUGACGAGCUGGCGGAGCAGUCAGAUUCGGAGAGGCGAGGACUUUUGGUGGAUUAUCAAGCGAACGGGCCCGUCGAACGGUUUGUUGAGAAGUCUCGCCGAGGACACGGUAAGAAGCAUCGUCCACACAUCGACCUGCUGGAGAUGAGCACGAUCAACACGGAGCAGCACGCCGUAACGUACGAUCCCGCGUUCCUUAUGCCAAUGAUAAACUACAUGUUCGCUAGCGAGCAACCGGACAUGCUGCGACGAGCCAUUCGGACCGGCAUCCUUACGCUACCCUUCCUGUGCCUUUCGAGCAACGAUGAGCAGAUGCGUCUAGCGGGUGGCAGUGUUCUGCUACGCGUUCGGAGCCAUCUGGAGCUUACGAAGCGGUUAAAUGACUCGAAAACGUGGCUGCAUCUGCUCGCCGUCAUACAGCGACGCUUCAUCGAAAUGUACGCAACGGCGGCAAGCUACAACGAAAACGUACAAAAGCACGGACACGUCCCGAGAGCGCCGUUCCUGUCGAUGCUGUUUGUCGCCGAAACGAUCAAGCUGCUCCCGAACGUACUGAGCCAUCUGCACGGCCCGAUGACGAACUACCUGAUGCAGCAGGAUGUGUACAACUUCCGGAUGGUGCCCAACUUUCUGCCCCUGUUCAACAGCAGCCACGUCGAAAACAACGAGCAGCGUAUGUUUAUGGUCCGGACGCUUUAUAACGGGGUAAAGUCCCAUCGCGACUUUGCCGUUCUGCGUGCCUCACCCAUCAUACUGGUGAUGAUGGGCUUCCACGGUUCACCGCUUUCCGACCGCGAGCUGAACAUGGCCAUCCUGAAGCUACUGAACGCUAUCGCGAAAAUCCCACGCUCCUGUCAGUUUCUGGUGGAUUCGCUCGGGUUUGUCGGAUGGCUGAGCGAGCGGAUUGACGUGAUCGAGGGUUUCGAGUACGAUACGAUCGAGGCGUUCCUGGGGCUGCUGAGCGACUGCUGGUAUUCGAUGCAGGUGAUGGCCAUUUCGUACCAAUCCCGGUCCCAACAUCAGCCGCGCUCGACGGUGUUCUUCCAGCGCGGUAUACUGAUCCUUACGCUCAAGUUUCUGCCACUGCUCUCGCCACGCAGUUCGAGCGUUACGUUGACACGGUUCUUAAACUUGCUCGAAAAGACUACGUCCCCGUGGCACGGCUAUCCGCACUUGAUGUCGCUGGUAAGCGCGGAGGUAAUGCAGCAACUGCUGGAGUACUUUGAGACGUUGUUCGCGGAGCAUAUGUGGUGUGUGCGGUACGUCCGGCAGUGCGGCACAUUUGCACUCGACGAUGACACGACGAUGGGCAGAAAGUUGCAGGACGUUGGUGUGGAUCAGACAACCAGUCUGAUCGUACUUGCGCUGCGGAGGUUCGUGGUGCGUUGGUGCAACUGCCAGAAGGGGGAUUCGGCCAUUGAGGUGCAGGAUGAGCUGGAGGAGGUCGACGCCGUGAUGGAAGCAGUAGCUCAGGACAAUGAGGAUGAAGACGGCGGUGUUGAGGAAAAGGUCGAGGUGGACGAUGGGACAGAAGUAGACGAGUGAAACGGUUGGGAAGAAUAAUUAAGAAUCAUUUUCGUUAAUGUGGCCAACGAAUCAUAUAUAAAUAAAUUAGGUAAGAAGAAUGUACAAA